UUUGUCUGAUUGGUUAGCAGGAAAGACGCGCGUUAUGGCGCCUUGAAGUAAACACAGUUGAGCGCCUACCACUCCAGAUAGCAAUAAAGACUAAAGUACUUGUUGGGUACUACUUUAAUAUAACCUGUUGCAAUCUUAGCCGAAUUGCGAUAUACUAGUGUAGUCGCUUUUAGAAACUUUUUGGAUCUAGCCAACUAGCUUGGUGUCCUACUUAGUGCUUUGUUUAUCAGCUAACUUGCCACUGGUGUGCCUGGUUGUGUAUUCCAGCUAGUGCUAGAUAGUUUGGUUACGUUGGAGUAGUUGUCCGUUAUGAUGUCUGUCAUAUCUUUCUGAUACAGUUCCGCUACAUUCCACGACGAUUCAUUUUGUAGUAGUCAGUGUCGGGUUUGACACCCCUGGAGAUGGACUGCGUUGUGACUGGGGGCAACGUGAAAGUUCUGGCCAAGGCCAUCCAUUCUCUGUCCAGGAUAGGUGAUGAACUUUACCUGGAGCCUCAGGAAGACGGCCUGGCCCUACGGUCAGUAAACUCCUCGCGAUCUGCGUACGCCUGCUUCCUCUUUGCCCCACUCUUCUUUAGCAGGUACACCAUCCCAUGUGGCCAUGCUUUCCGCUGCAAGAUGGCCAUUAAGUGUGUCCAGGCCGUGUUCCGGUCCCUGUCCUCUCUGGAGAAGACGGUGGAGAAAUGUCACAUGGAGCUGGACGGAGAGAAGAGCCGCCUCACCUUCACCCUGCACUGCAAGCACGGCCUGCUGAAGACGCACAACCUGUCCUUUCAGGACAGCGAGAGUCUGCAGGCGGUGUUCGACAAAGGAAGCGCCGUCAACGUGCUCCGCGCCCAACCCCGGUUGCUGGUGGACACCGUACUGCACUUCCCUCCCUCUCUGGAAGAGGUGAGCGUGACGAUGAGCGGCGACCGGGUGUGGUUCAGGAACCACGUGGAUGAGGAGGCGGAGCAGUCCAAGGCCAUGCUGACCGAGCUGUGUUUGAGUUCGGACGAGUUUGACCACUUUGCUGUUGGAUGUCAGACCUGUGUCACAUUCUGCCUUAAAGAGCUGAGGGGCUUGCUGAUGUUUGCAGAGUCGGCUAGUCUCCCUGUCUCAGUGCACUUUGAUGAACCAGGAAAGCCCGUGGUAUUGUCUUUAACAGACAGUGUCCUGGAAGUUAACUUUGUGCUCGCCACACUGUCGGACGACUCUCAACCCAGUAACCAUAACAACAACAACACAAAAAGAGCUCCCUCGCCGCCCCCUCCUGACGACUUCAUGAACGACGACAUAGACUCUUACCUCAUCGCCAUGGAGACCAGUGAGGUAGCGGGUCCUUCUGCCGCGCGUUGCCCCUCCCCCGACAUCCCUGUCAAAACCCCUAUACCUACACCAGCCGAUAACAGAGGAAGACUGGACAGUGAGGAGGAAGAGCAGGAGGAAGAUGCUGACCAGAUAGAGAGACCACCCAAUAAAAAGUUCCGUUCCCUAUUUUUCGGAUCCGUGUUCCCCACUUCCUCCCAGUUGACCAAUCAGACGAUCAAGAGCCAGGAAGUGCUAGCCAGUGACAGCGAGGACGAUGCUCAAGAGGCAUCGCCGUGACGGACAUGGGAAGCAGACGGGAUGUUAGGACUGAGUGUGUGUGUGUGUGAGAUGGAUGCCAAAUGAACAUUGCAAAUGGACUGCACUGACACUGGACUGCACAGUAUGGAUAUUGUCUCUUAAAAUACAUUUCUAGGAUCUGAACAUCUGGGAUACAGCUUUCUCUUCUUAAUAUGGUAUUUGCAGCGUUGCUACGGGAACCGCACUGACAUGUUUUCCUGGGAGUCAGGAAACGAAAACAAACAGCUUUUUUAUUUUUAUUUGAUUGGACCGUCAUAACGAGGAUGUCAGAAUUAUGAGGAAAUGAACAAUAAGCACUUCCUGUUUAUUUUGGCAUGUGUAGAGAUCAAUGAAUGUACACAAGCCCAAGAAUA
Molecule: messenger RNA, 1960 nt
Organism: Osmerus eperlanus (European smelt)
Lineage: Eukaryota; Metazoa; Chordata; Actinopteri; Osmeriformes; Osmeridae
Gene: rad9a
Product: RAD9 checkpoint clamp component A
Exons: 12
Coding region: 402-1586 (394 amino acids)
Biological process (GO): cellular response to ionizing radiation; mitotic intra-S DNA damage checkpoint signaling; DNA repair
Cellular component (GO): checkpoint clamp complex
Source: RefSeq, a predicted model, not a curated record